This is a messenger RNA of Acomys russatus (golden spiny mouse), 1823 nucleotides long. It is a transcript of the gene Rims3, whose product is annotated as regulating synaptic membrane exocytosis 3. Bases 558 to 1481 code for a protein of 307 amino acids. The record is from RefSeq and is a predicted model, not a curated record. The transcript is spliced from 8 exons. Gene Ontology annotation, molecular function: small GTPase binding; transmembrane transporter binding. Gene Ontology annotation, cellular component: cytoskeleton of presynaptic active zone; presynaptic membrane. NCBI's taxonomy places the organism in Eukaryota, Metazoa, Chordata, Mammalia, Rodentia, Muridae. Gene Ontology annotation, biological process: positive regulation of synaptic transmission; regulation of membrane potential; calcium ion-regulated exocytosis of neurotransmitter.
GCCCCGCCCCUGGCAGGGCCCGCUUCCCUCUUCGCCUCCCGCCAGAGGUGGCUAGGGCUUUGCACCCGGUGGCGUCUGAGAGAACUGUGGCGGCAGCGGAGCCAGCAGCGCAGGCGGGCGGAGAGGAGCGGAGCUGUCCGGCCCGGUGGCGGGCGAUGCCCCCGUGAGUCUCUGUCGCUGCCCCUCCCCGCCCCGCGUCCCUACCCCUUUGGAGUCCGCGCCCGCCUGGGGCCGGGCCGCGCCUACCGCCGGGUCCGCGGGGCGGGGUCCCGGGGCAGCACCUGCCUCGCCUUGCGAAGCCACUCAGCCAGUGGAACCCCGCUCCAGGCGUGGACCCCGGCCCCACCUCGGGACCUGGUCAUCACAUUUUCUCCUCCUGGAAGCCUGCCCUGAUUGCCUUUGCCUCGUUUCCUGGAGAUUGGUAUCUCAGCAGGAGUGAAGCUUUGUGCAAAUGCCCUAGGGGUGUGCUGCUGAGAGAGCACAGCCCCUUGGGAUGCGGAGCACCACAUUCAGACUCAGCAGCUCGAAUCGCCUGAAGCCCUGUUGCCCUUGGGACCAUGUUUAACGGGGAGCCUGGUCCAGCGUCGGCUGCGGCCUCCAGGAACGUGGUACGGAGCUCCAGCAUCAGUGGCGAGAUCUGUGGAUCCCAGCAAGCUGGGGGUGGGGCUGGGACCACCACAGCCAAGAAGCGGCGGAGCAGCCUGGGCGCCAAGAUGGUAGCUAUCGUUGGCCUGACCCAGUGGAGCAAAAGCACACUUCAGCUCCCUCAGCCCGAAGGGGCCACCAAGAAGCUGCGCAGCAACAUCCGACGGAGCACGGAGACGGGCAUUGCGGUGGAGAUGCGGAGCCGAGUCACCCGCCAAGGCAGCCGGGAGUCUACUGACGGAAGCACCAACAGCAACAGCUCCGAGGGCACGUUUAUUUUUCCUACACGGCUUGGAGCUGAAAGCCAGUUCAGUGAUUUUCUGGAUGGCCUGGGACCAGGCCAGAUUGUGGGACGACAGACAUUGGCAACACCCCCCAUGGGAGACGUGCAUAUUGCUGUCAUGGACAGGAGCGGCCAGCUAGAGGUGGAAGUGAUUGAAGCUCGGGGCCUGACCCCCAAACCAGGCUCCAAAUCCCUCCCAGCCACCUAUGUCAAGGCAUAUCUGCUGGAAAACGGGGCAUGCACAGCCAAGAAGAAGACAAAGGUGGCCAAGAAGACUUGCGACCCCUUGUACCAGCAGGCUCUGCUCUUUGAUGAGGGGCCCCAAGGCAAAGUUCUGCAGGUGAUCGUCUGGGGAGACUAUGGCCGCAUGGACCACAAGUGCUUCAUGGGUAUGGCCCAAAUCAUGCUGGACGAGCUGGACCUGAGUGCUGUGGUCACUGGCUGGUACAAACUCUUCCCCACGUCCUCUGUGGCUGACUCUACACUCGGAUCCCUCACCAGGCGCCUGUCCCAGUCCUCUUUGGAGAGUGCCACCAGUCCCUCAUGUCCCUAAGGACCUCAUUGAGGACAAGAGGCCAGGGGCUAUUGUGGGAACGGAGCUCGUUGGCCCCAUCUCUCCCUGUACAUAGUCUCCAUGUCUGUCUGCACCCCUCACCCUGCUGCAUGCCUGUUGGCCACUGGGCUUGUCCCAGCUGGCAGUGGAGACUGUAGUGUGUGUCUAUGUGUGUCUGUGUGGGUGUGUGUGUGUGUGCGCGUGUGCAAGACCACAUUAUUUCUGUCCAUUUGUCUGGGUAUAGUCAGUCCUGGUGGACUAUAGUCAGGAACCCAAAGGAGCGUCCUGGGGACACUUCUUGCCCCCUGGAGUCUCCUGGGGUGGAAAUAGGGAUGUGGCCAC